This is a messenger RNA of Phyllopteryx taeniolatus (common seadragon), 554 nucleotides long. RefSeq lists its product as uncharacterized. The record is from RefSeq and is a predicted model, not a curated record. Bases 146 to 406 code for a protein of 86 amino acids. The transcript is spliced from 4 exons. Gene Ontology annotation, molecular function: 2 iron, 2 sulfur cluster binding. Lineage: Eukaryota; Metazoa; Chordata; Actinopteri; Syngnathiformes; Syngnathidae. Gene Ontology annotation, biological process: intracellular iron ion homeostasis. Gene Ontology annotation, cellular component: nucleus; cytosol.
ACUUUGUCUUUCACGCGAAAUAUAGUUGUUGUUCAUUAUUAAUGCUGUGUCUUGGUUUUCAAUUAAAUAUGAGCAUUUAUUAGUAUUAGCGUUAAAUUUCGAUGAAUGAAACGCUACUUUCGGUCAGAGUCUUAAUUUACGAGACAUGGCCAUAACAACCGAUCACAUCCGGGCUAAACUCAGAACGGAGCUUGCGGCGGAGCACGUCGACGUGGAGGAUAUGUCGCCCAGCAGAUGUGCGGCGAGCUUUAAAGUGCUCGUGGUGUCGUCCCAGUUUGAGGGCAAGCCCCUCUUACAGAGACACAGGAUGGUGAACACCUGCUUAGCGGAGGAGCUGAAAGACAUCCACGCCUUGGAACAGAAGACUCUCACACCGGAACAGUGGGAGAAACAAAAGUCUAAAUGACAUUGCCGCCAUCGUAUUGUGUGGUAAAACAUAACAAGAAGCAAGCAAGUGUCGUUACAGUUCCCAUCCCAUGCAGAUUGUAUAAAUGCAUUUGAAAAUGCUGCUGGCAAUAAAACUGACAGCUGCCUGUGUUGCCGUUUUGAAACAA